CAUCAGCCCCGCCCCGCGGCGGGAGGCGGCCGGAGCCCGAGCUUCAAAACAAGCCGAGCGCGGCCUCGUCCCCCCGGCUCCGCACCGCUCCUCGGGCCCCUGCAGCCCCCCUUCAUCUCAGACUAAAACCUUCACGGAACAAAGAUGUUGAUUCUUCUGGCUUUCAUUAUUGUGUUUCACAUAACCUCAGCAGCGCUACUGUUCAUCUCGACCAUUGAUAAUGCCUGGUGGGUAGGAAAAGACUUUUCUACAGAUGUCUGGAAAAUCUGUACCAACAUUACUAACUGUACAGUUAUUAAUGAAAACCUGGCAGAAUAUCAAUCAAUACAAGCUGUUCAGGCUACUAUGAUCCUGUCUACCAUUUUCUGUUGUGUUGCAUUUCUGGUUUUCAUUCUUCAACUCUUCCGCCUAAAGCAAGGAGAGAGAUUUGUGUUAACUUCUAUUAUCCAGCUGCUGUCAUGCCUCUGUGUAAUGAUUGCAGCUUCCAUUUAUACAGAUAGGCAUGAAGACCUGCACAAGGCUGAUGAAUAUUUUCAGUUUAAUGCUGCUAGUGGCCAAUAUGGGUAUUCCUUCAUCUUAGCCUGGAUUGCAUUUGCUUUUACUCUGAUCAGUGGUGUGAUGUACCUAAUAUUAAGAAAACGUAAAUAAAUGUCAGCAGCUAGUUAUUUCUGUCACUGCAGUACAAAACCAAAAAAAAUCCAGUAACCAUUUUGUAUAUAAUCGUUUAUGUGGUUUUGUAGUAAAGGUAUUGUUUCUCUAAAAUUGUACUGUGUUCUUGGUAUGAAAAAGACCAGCAAACAAAAAGUUUAC
Gavialis gangeticus (Gharial) is the source of this 810-nucleotide messenger RNA. RefSeq names its product epithelial membrane protein 2 (gene EMP2). Gene Ontology annotation, cellular component: plasma membrane. NCBI's taxonomy places the organism in Eukaryota, Metazoa, Chordata, Crocodylia, Gavialidae. The record is from RefSeq and is a predicted model, not a curated record. The transcript has 5 exons. Bases 145 to 648 code for a protein of 167 amino acids.